Cannabis sativa is the source of this 1656-nucleotide messenger RNA. RefSeq lists its product as uncharacterized. The record is from RefSeq and is a predicted model, not a curated record. The transcript has a single exon. Gene Ontology annotation, biological process: negative regulation of translation. Gene Ontology annotation, molecular function: rRNA N-glycosylase activity. NCBI's taxonomy places the organism in Eukaryota, Viridiplantae, Streptophyta, Magnoliopsida, Rosales, Cannabaceae. Bases 1 to 1656 code for a protein of 551 amino acids.
AUGGGGGUGGAAUUUGAAGUGGUGUUCAAUCUUGACACGGCGACCAGGACACUUUACAGGAAUUUGAUUGCCGAUCUGCGUCGGCGAUUGUCAGAGAGAAUUACACACGGUCGUCCCACACUGCCGCCUCAAGCAGAGCCACCCACAAGAUUCUUCGAUUUGGUUCUUCGAACUUCUGAUCACUCCGUCAGGUUCAGGUUUCGCAUUGACAAUCUCUACUUGAUUGGGUACCAGAUGGAAACUGGAGAAUGGCUCGAGUUUCAAAACGAUUCCAAUCCCCUUACUCAUUUCAUUCCAAAUUCCACCUUCCUUAAUUUCAAUGGCAGUUACAGAAGUUUAGCAAAGGCAUCUAAAAGGAAUACCAGAGAAACCAGGGUUGGCUUUUACAACAUUGGAAUUGCCACAAACCGACUCGCUACGAGUACGGUGGGUGAAGUACGGGCAGCUUGUCUGGUGGUCGUGAUCAUCAUGAUCUCCGAGUCCAUCAGACUGCUGCCCGUACAGGACUACGUGUCCGAUCAGAAUUUCGAGAACCGUCCUCGAAUUCCUCCUGUUGAUUACAUCAGAGGAGGAAAUGCAGACCGAGAAGGAGUAGUUGAAGAAUGGCUUUUGAGUCUUAUUCGCAACUGGGGUUCCUUAUCUGAAGCCGUGUUUCAAAGCGAUAACAAUCCCGAGACCCCGCUGCCCGUACUUCGGACUAACGAGAUAAGAAUUCCACCCAAUAACAGUGAAAUAAGGAUGAUUGCCCACAUUAUUGAAAUAAUGGGGAUCUUGUUGAGGUUUUGUAUUGAUAAGCAAAGCGGCCCCGGCCCCCGAGAUGGUGGCAAGUGCUUUGUAGAAGGAGUACCACUAUUGGAAGUGUUCUCAGUGCGUAUAGACAACAUUGAUGGAGAGGAUCCAGGUGAGCUUUACGGCACAAUCAUAGCGGACGAUGGGCUAAACACGCAGCACAUCUACAACCGCACCAGAAGCAGACCCGAAACAGUUAGGCCUUACGGGAAUGCUGCGCUUACCGGACCAGGUGAAGCCAUUUUAGCCACUGGGAGUGUUAAUAUCAAGCUGCUUCUCACGGACAAGGACAUUAUUUCUCCGGAUGAUGAAAUAGUUAAUGGUGAAAUCUCAUGGGAUUAUUAUACUAAUACUAAUAAGUAUGACAAGCUCAUAUCUGAAAAAGUAGGUGGAAAAUACGGUGGGGCAACUGUGAAUUAUGCUGUGUUGAGAAAUGCAGUGGCUGCUAGAAUCACAAUUAAUCUUGAAGAAAAACAAGCAUCAGGUAAAGUGUUACUUCAUGGGCGAGUUUCUGCUUUUUAUGGUGGCCAAAAUUGGGAUAUGUUAAGUAAUGUUGCUGAGAGUUUGUUGUUUAGCAAAUCAAAAGAUGAGUACGUGUAUGAGUUGCCUUGGCAGGACAUUAAAUUGAUGAGAUCUGUGGUAGCAGUGCCGAUGGAAAACUCUCUCAAUAUUAAGGCAACAUUGUAUGAUUAUGACUCAUCCUGUGAAGAUUUGAGAUGCCAUGGGCGACCCCAAGAUCUUGUCAUUGCCGAUGGCACCGUAAACUUCGCAGCUCAAACCUCGGGUACAUCCUCCAACUACAUCAAUGGACAACAGGGGAAUCGGGUCAAGGUCACAGUCUCUUGGUCAUCUGGUAUAUUCGAAUGA